AUGAGUUCCGGGGAUCCUAAAUAUCCGAUGGCACGGGCUCUCGACACGCUUGAUCCUGAUAAGAAAAUACGAACAGAAGCUGUAUCGAAUGCUCAAAACCCAUGCCAAAAUUUUUCUUCUAAAGACGAGCUCGUAAUACCCGGCAAUGAUCUUCAGAAUGAUGACAAUUCGGGUGCUGAAAUCGAUUAUGAUGAUGACAACGAGGAUAUUGACGAAAUUGACGAAGACCACGGGCUUACGAUGGACGAUGAACUCGAUGAGAGCCUACUUGUCGAGCAUGUUUUGAAUGGGGAACCUAGAUUGGAUUUUGAAAAGCAAGGGUUUUCCAAUGGAAAGGAUAAUGAUGACAAUGACAAUGAGAGUAGCGAUGAAAAUGAAAGCAGUGAUGAGGAUGAGAGCAGCGAUGAGGAUGAGGAUGAGGAUGAGGAUGAGGAUGAGGAUGAGGAUGAGGAUGAGGAUGAGGAUGAGGAUGAGGAUGAGGAUGAGGAUGAGGAUGAGGAUGAGGAUGAGGAUGAGGAUGAGGAUGAGGAUGAGGAUGAGGAUGAGGAUGAGGAUGAGGAUGAGGAUGAGGAUGAGGAUGAGGAUGAGGAUGAGGAGGGCGAAGACGAGAGCGAAGAUGAGAUUGCUUCUUCUUCCUCUUCUUCCGAUGAUUCAAGUGAUACCAGCUCUUCACGAUCUAGUUCACGUUCAUCGUCAAGUUCAUCCUCUGAUACUUCUGGUCCUGAAGAAGAGCCAUCUAUAUCCCAUCAUCCCAAUGACGUGUCUCAAUGGGUCCCGCCUGGGCAAGGAAAGGCACGCACAAGACGAAAAAACCAAAAAAGACGGGGGAAACUACGUGCCCAAUAUGAAGCGCAGUCCCAAGGUUCGCUUCUUUGCUCUGAGGAUGCCGGUCCAUCAGCCCAGCUACCGCCUGGUGGGGGGGCGCUUGACAUUACGCCUGCAUCCACUGCCUGUAUCAGUUCUACCAAUUCAUCCCUUGAAUCAAUUGCGAAGCGGAUGCUUGCUCGCACAACAGUAGGCCUGUCCCUGCGGUUGAUACAGGGUUUGUGA
Messenger RNA from Malassezia sympodialis ATCC 42132, 1050 nucleotides. RefSeq lists its product as uncharacterized. The record is from RefSeq and is a predicted model, not a curated record. NCBI's taxonomy places the organism in Eukaryota, Fungi, Basidiomycota, Malasseziomycetes, Malasseziales, Malasseziaceae. The coding region runs from base 1 to 1050 and encodes 349 amino acids. The transcript is spliced from 2 exons.